UCGAAUAAUUCUAAUUGAUUCAGAUCAUCAUGGAUUCUGAUGAAAUUUACGAUGGUCCCUGGCAAUUCGAUCCACGUUAUGACCAAUAUCCAGGCUACGACUACACAAAAGACCCAAGAGUAGUGAUCGUCGAGAGAACUGACACCCGUGACAAAGACCAAGAGAAAAACAAUGAUAAUGAUGAUGGCAUGCAGGGGUCCGAAAGCAGUGGUCGUUCCGGCAGCGGAAAUUGACGCCCGUUACAGAAUGGAAUCAUUGAUAUAGAAUAUAAUGAUGAUGACAUGGUAUUAUAAAUUUAUGCGUCUCUUUUUUUAAAAUAUCGAUUCAUUCUAAUAAACUCGACAACAUUCCUCAAAGAAUAAAAGACUGUUUGGUUA
Caenorhabditis elegans is the source of this 377-nucleotide messenger RNA. RefSeq names its product T2SSG domain-containing protein (gene Y68A4A.13). The coding region runs from base 30 to 233 and encodes 67 amino acids. The transcript is spliced from 3 exons. The record is from RefSeq and is marked reviewed. NCBI's taxonomy places the organism in Eukaryota, Metazoa, Nematoda, Chromadorea, Rhabditida, Rhabditidae.